CCGGAAGAGGGCGCCGAGGAGCGGGGAGAUGGAGGCACCUGCGGUGCUGCUAGUGAUGGGCGUCAGCGGCUCCGGGAAAUCUACAGUGGGUGCGCUGUUGGCCUCCAAGCUGGGAUGGAAAUUCUAUGACGCCGAUGAUUACCAUUCUGCAGAGAAUCGGACGAAGAUGCAGAAGGGGGUACCACUGAGUGACCAGGACAGGAUUCCCUGGCUGUGCAGCUUGCACGACAUUUUACUAAGAAAUGUGGCCUUGGGACAGCAUGUUGUUCUGGCGUGUUCAGCCCUGAAGAAAAUGUACAGGGACAUCUUGAUACGAGGAAAUGGUGGUGCGCAUGCGCCAAGUGAGGAGCCAGCAAAGGAAGAAGCGCUGGCUGGCACAAAGCUCUUGGUGGUCUACCUCUGCGGGUCAUUCGAGAUCAUUUCUGGUCGCUUGCUCCAAAGGAAAGGACAUUUUAUGCCGCCCGAGUUACUGCAGUCCCAGUUCAGUAUUCUGGAGCCCCCGUCAGCUCCCGAAAACUUCAUCCAAAUCAGCGUGGACAAAAGCGUCCCAGAGAUCGCUGCCGCUGUGAUGGAGGCCCUGAAAUGAAGUGGUCGGUUCACACCUGUGGGUCACACCGCCCUCCGCUUCCGAGCUCCUCAACUCAUGUGCAUUCUGAAUCCUUUUGGCUUCUGGGACAGGGUUUCUCUGUGUAUGUGUCAUGGCUGUGUAUGUAGCAUGACCAACUCGCUCUGUAGACCAGGCUGGCCUGGGACUCAGAGAAUCCCGAUGGCUGGGAUUAAAGGUGUGUGCCCCCGGUGCCCCCAGCUGUAUUCUGAAUUUAAAAAAAAAAAAAAAAUUUUUUUUUAAAGAUUGA
Psammomys obesus (fat sand rat) is the source of this 854-nucleotide messenger RNA. RefSeq names its product IDNK gluconokinase (gene Idnk). Gene Ontology annotation, molecular function: gluconokinase activity. The record is from RefSeq and is a predicted model, not a curated record. The transcript is spliced from 5 exons. Bases 29 to 586 code for a protein of 185 amino acids. Gene Ontology annotation, cellular component: cytoplasm. Lineage: Eukaryota; Metazoa; Chordata; Mammalia; Rodentia; Muridae.